Messenger RNA from Batrachochytrium dendrobatidis JAM81, 1590 nucleotides. RefSeq lists its product as uncharacterized. Lineage: Eukaryota; Fungi; Chytridiomycota; Chytridiomycetes; Rhizophydiales. Gene Ontology annotation, cellular component: nucleolus. The record is from RefSeq and is a predicted model, not a curated record. The coding region runs from base 1 to 1590 and encodes 529 amino acids. The transcript has 6 exons. Gene Ontology annotation, molecular function: RNA helicase activity; ATP binding; nucleic acid binding.
AUGGCAGGAAAGACUAUCAAACUGUCAAAGUACAGAUGGAAAAAAACUGCUCUUCCUGAAUCAGUUGCAUCGGCUGGUGAUGCUUGUUUCUUUUCCCUCGAAGAAAUCGAGCCAGUGGAUGAUGACCCCAAUGCAGAAGUUGGAGCUACAAUCAACGGCUCUGUCGAAGAUAUAUUUCCAUCUGGAAUUGAUCUUGACUCGUUUAUUCAUAUUGAUGAAUUCGAUGAAUCCAAAUCGAUUGCUCCAAAGUCCAACAAUCAAAAGGAAUCCACUCACUCGACAAAAAAACUAAAGCGCAUUAGUGCCAAAGAUACACUAGGCCAUCCGUUUGUAGUCGAAAAAACCACGGCUCCAAACUUGAACGAUCAUGACACUUUUCAUAUCACAGAUGCACCUGUUAGCGACGAGCCCAUUGUGGAUCAUUACAAAGUGCCAUCUGAUUCCAAAUGGCUCGAGUUUGGUCUGAAUUUACAGCUGGUUCAAACACUCCACAAGCUCGGUUUCUCUUGUCCAACUGAUAUUCAGGCAAAAUCGUUGGAAAACACACUGGUUCGCCAUAAAGAUAUUAUUGGUGCUGCAGAAACUGGAUCUGGAAAAACACUUGCGUUUGGACUACCAAUCUUGCACCACUUGGCAAUCCAACUUCAAAAAAACCCAAAUACUGCCUGCAUUGGCCUGAUUAUUACUCCUACACGAGAGCUGGCUAUUCAGGUUUCUGAUCAUCUUAAACGAGCUGGUGCUGCUAUUACCCACAAGAUUACUCCAAUAGUUGGAGGAAUGUCCUUGCAAAAACAACGUCGUCUUAUCGCUACUAAACCUCAUAUCAUUGUGGGAACACCCGGAAGAUUGUGGGAGCUCAUUCAAGAAGAUCCCGAGCUACUUGACAUGCUCAAGCAUACCACCUACCUUGUCAUUGAUGAAGCCGAUCGUAUGCUUGAAGCGGGGCACUUUAAAGAUUUGGACAGCAUUUUGGGCUGUAUUUCUGUUUGCAAUACCGACAAUGCUUCUCAAAUCAAACGAAGAACCAUGGUCUUUUCUGCCACCAUGUUAGAAGACGAUGCAAUCAAGCAAAAGGCAACUUUGAACUUUAAAAAACAUAACAAAAUCAAGAGUAGUUUAUUUAUUACAGCAAAAGGACUUUUGGAAUCAAAAAUUAAUUGUCUCAAGACUGAAAAGGAUACUAUGCUAUACUAUGUGCUAUGUAGAUAUACUGCAAAAACGAUCGUCUUUGUCAACAGCAUUGAUGCCAUUCGGCGGUUGGUGCCAAUCCUGUCGUAUCUUGGUGUUCAAGUAUUUGGUUUGCAUGCCGAGAUGCAACAACGCCAGAGACUCAAAAAUUUAGAUAGAUUUGUCGAGACUCCAAAUGGAGUUUUGAUUGCCAGUGAUGUUGCUUCGCGUGGUCUUGAUAUUCCCAAAGUGGAUCACGUAAUCCACUACCAACUCCCUCGAGCUGCGGAUAUAUAUGUGCAUAGAUCUGGACGAACUGCUCGUGCUAAUGCUGAGGGUGUUAGUGUGGCCCUGGUUUGUCCUGAAGAGCUAGUUACGUACAAAAAAAUAUGUCAUGCUCUUUCUAAAGGUAGGUUGGUUUAA